GAGCCUCAGUCCCUCACAGCACUCCUGUCAGCGAUCUUUGCUUGCCUCAGCUGCAUCAUAAUCUUCAUCGCAUUAACUCAGCACCAGUGUCAUCGUGACCAAAGAGAGAACCAACAAUGUCCAGCAUGAUCAAGGUGUUUCUGCUCCUGGCUGUCAUGGUCUGCAUCUCCAAAGCUCAAUUCAAUGAGAUGGGGCAGCAGUGUCUGUGUCACCGUGUCAGAAAUGGCAUCGGCAGGAAGUCUGAAAUAAAGGACGUCCAGAUCUACCCGGCUACCAACUUCUGUAAUAAAGUCGAGAUUGUGGUGACCCUGAACAGCAGCCUUCGCUAUUGUCUGAACCCCAAGUUGAUGGCAGUGAAGAAACUCCUGACUAACAUCAUGGGGAAUCAGAAAAAUACCACAACCAAACCAAAGGAGUUCACUACCACCGCUGGCAGCACCAACACACCCAUCGCUCCCUCUGCUUAACUCCAUGGACGAACAAAAACCUGAAGGACCUCUUACCCAAAGACAUAAAGAAUGCAAAAAAACUUUUUCUAUAUCUAUGUUCUAUUUAUACUGAUGUGCACACGCAGCGUGUGUCUCUGCUAUACUGUGUCAUGUUUCAAUUCUGCUGUAUAAAAAUGUUUUUGUAUUUUUUUAAUAAAUC
Mugil cephalus (flathead mullet) is the source of this 648-nucleotide messenger RNA. Its product is annotated as C-X-C motif chemokine 10-like. The transcript has 4 exons. Gene Ontology annotation, biological process: neutrophil chemotaxis; chemokine-mediated signaling pathway; inflammatory response. Bases 117 to 467 code for a protein of 116 amino acids. The record is from RefSeq and is a predicted model, not a curated record. Gene Ontology annotation, cellular component: extracellular region. NCBI's taxonomy places the organism in Eukaryota, Metazoa, Chordata, Actinopteri, Mugiliformes, Mugilidae. Gene Ontology annotation, molecular function: chemokine activity; CXCR chemokine receptor binding.